AUGCAGUUCUCAGUCGUCAUCACCGCCAUCCUCUCAGCUGUUGCUGUUCCUGCUGUUCUUGCCGCCGAGUGCAAAGUCGGACGCAACUACCCCCAGACAGACUGCUGCUGGGGCAAGGGCCAGAAGUCUUGCAUGAACCAGAACGGCGAUUCAGUUUGGUGCGCGUCCAACUCGGCCAACUUCUGCUACAACGUCAUGAAGCAGGGCACUAACACUCCUGUGUCCGCCACCUGCGAUGCCGACUGCUGCGACACUGUCACUGGCUGGGGUAUUGGAUGCCCCAAAUAG
Molecule: messenger RNA, 288 nt
Organism: Colletotrichum acutatum
Lineage: Eukaryota; Fungi; Ascomycota; Sordariomycetes; Glomerellales; Glomerellaceae
Exons: 3
Coding region: 1-288 (95 amino acids)
Source: RefSeq, a predicted model, not a curated record